AUGUCGAAAGCCGCUUCUGCGCGAGCAAAGUUCGCAGAACUCCGUGCUCUUCGAGAGUCUGGAAAGAAACGUCUCGAUACUUACGAAGUACAUCAGGGAGAAGAUUUAUAUGAAGAAGUUGACGAAGAAGGGUACAAGAAGGUCGUGAGAAAUCGUUUAGAUCAAGAUGAUUUCGUCAUCGACGACAAUGGCGAAGGUUACGCAGAUGAUGGCCGUGAGGAUUGGGAUAGAGAUAACAGACAAGGCUACGGAACUGAAAGUGAAGAGGAGCUUCCCACGAGGAGCAAGAAUGGAAAAGCUGCAAAGAGGAAACGUGAGGAAGAAAAGGCCAAAAAGGAAAACAUGGAAAAAGGCAUUAGCAACUAUUUUACCAAAGGACCUGCAGCUGCUCAACAAAAGCCCAAGCCUGUCAAAACGAAGGAAGAUGAUGACUUCUUAGAGGGACUUUUAGGACAGGUAGAUACCAAUGUUCCUCGACCAAAAGCCCAGCCUUCAAGAGCCAGUAGGACGCAGGAAAAGAGGAGGACGAGAGCUCUAUCUCCAUCGCUAAACGAAUCUCGGCAUACGUCAAAAAGAACAAAGGUAGCGGAUAGUCGAUCCGCCAAUACUACGGCUGCGCCAUCUAGCCCUCCUGUCUACAUGGGCGAAGAUGAUGCUUUUAUGGCAGGAAUUGACGACGAUGAUAUGCCCAUGGACGAACCGCAGCCCUCAUCCCCCGUGGCGAAAGCCGUUGAGAGGAGACUCCAUAUCAGUGUUAAGGAAGAGGAAGAGGAUGAAGACAUGAUGGAGGUCGCCCAAGCAGAUGGUAUCACAGCUAGCAGCGUCAAUAUUUCCGGGACCAGGCCUCCGCCCAAGCUGAAAAAGGAGCUAUACCCAACACCCACGACUUCAUCUCCACCUCGUGGUCCAAUUGACGAAGUGGAUGCAUCGUCUUGGAACGAUGUUACGCAACGAUUGAAUGUUAUGAACAGUAGCCAACCUACAGAAACAACGUCCUUUGGAAAACUCGACUAUAAUGACGCAAUUGAAGAAGAUGGAAGCCUUCACAUGUUCUGGACUGAUUAUACUGAGAUGCAUGGCAAUCUGUGUCUAUUUGGUAAGGUUAAGAAUAAGAAGACAGGCACUUUUGUUAGUUGUUUUGUAAAAGUCGAUAACGUUUUGAGGAAGCUCUUCUUUCUUCCACGACAAUACCGUCAACGCAACGGUCGGGACACAACUGAUGAGGUGGAGAUGAAGUAUGUCUACGAAGAGGUUGAUAGCAUGAUGACCAAAAUGAAAGUUGGGAUGCACAAAAUCAAGCCUUGCACUAGGAAAUAUGCCUUUGAACUACCUGAAAUACCAAAGGAAGGAGAAUAUCUGAAGUUACUAUAUCCCUACUCAAAUAAUGCAUUAAAUGCAGACCAGCAAACUGGCUCAACCUUUUCUCAUGUGUUUGGAGCAAAUACUCCACUCUUUGAACAAUUCGUUCUCUGGAAGAACAUUAUGGGUCCAUGUUGGUUGAAAAUUGAAGAUGCAGACUUUGGGGCUCUCAAAAACGCUUCUCACUGCAAAUUAGAAGUUCAGGUUACAAAACCAAACCUCAUUACUCCCAUCAGCGAGUCCGAUAAUCUCGAAGCGCCGCCAUUGACUCUGAUGAGCAUUGCGAUGCGCACUAUUUUCAAUGUCAAAGAAAACAAACAAGAAGUUCUCGCAAUCAGUGCACGCAUUUAUCAAAAUAUUUCGCUAAGCGAUACCACUCCACCUGAAAAAUUGCCUUGUCAAACUUUUACUGUCGUGCGACCAAAUGGAUCACAUUUUCCCAUCGGAUUCGAGGGAGUUGUUAAACAGCGUUCGAUAGGGCUUGUCAAGCUAGUUAAGCAGGAGAAUGAGAUUUUGAGCUACUUCCUUGCUCGUUUGGAUUCAGUUGAUCCAGAUGUUCUCGUUGGCCAUCAAUUAGAAGGCGUUGAUUUUAGCAUUCUACUAAGCCGAUUUCAAGCCAGAAAGACUCCACAAUGGUCACGAAUCGGUCGAACGAGACGUACCCAAUGGCCAAGCUCCAUGGGGAAGAUGGGCGGAAAUUUCUUUGCAGAACGUACGCUAAUGUCAGGUCGUUUAAUGUGUGACUUGGCCAAUGACAUGGGAAAAUCAACUAUGACGAAAUGUACAUCUUGGACCCUUACAGAGAUGUGCAGCCUUUAUCUGUCAGGUACCAAUCGUCGAGAAAUCGACAACGAGGCUGCAUUGAAGACAUGGGCUACUAAUAAGGAUGGCCUAAUGGACUAUAUUAGUCAUUGCGAAGCAGACACGUACUUCAUUGCAGCUCUUGCCUUGAAAGUUCAAAUGCUUCCUUUAACCAAAGUUCUCACUAAUUUGGCUGGAAACUCUUGGGCAAGAACACUUACUGGUACUCGAGCUGAACGCAAUGAAUACAUUCUGUUACAUGAAUUCCAUCGCAAUAAGUAUAUUUGUCCAGACAAAGCUGUUUUCAAGGGUAAACAAGUCGAGGAAGAGAAUGCCGACGAAGAAAGUGGAGAUGUGAAGAAGAAGGACAAGUACAAGGGAGGUCUAGUAUUUGAGCCUGAGAAAGGUCUGUACGAUAAAUUCGUGCUUGUCAUGGAUUUCAACUCCCUGUACCCCAGUAUUAUCCAGGAAUAUAAUAUUUGCUUUACUACUGUUGACAGAUUGAAUUUGUCCAAUGACGAAGACCGGGUUCCAGAGGUGCCAAAAGAUCAGGAUCAAGGUAUCUUGCCUAAACUUAUUGCCACACUUGUCAGUCGACGUCGACAAGUCAAGAGUCUUAUGAAAGACAAGCAUGCAACCUCGGAGCAAUUGGCAACUUGGGAUAUUAAACAAUUGGCAUUGAAGCUUACUGCUAACUCUAUGUACGGUUGUUUGGGUUACACCAAAUCUAGAUUUUAUGCUCGACCACUUGCAGUUCUCACGACAUACAAGGGUCGUGAGAUUCUUCGAAGUACCAAAGACUUGGCCGAGAGCAAAUCUUUACAAGUUAUCUAUGGUGAUACAGAUUCCGUCAUGAUCAAUGCCAACGUGGAUAAUAUCCAAGAUGCUCUUACAGUUGGAAACGACUUCAAAAAGUCUGUCAACGAUAUGUACAGGCUAUUAGAAAUCGAUAUCGACAAUGUGUUUAGACGUAUUUUACUUCAAGCUAAGAAGAAAUAUGCUGCCAUUAACCUUGUACAAGUUGAUGGAAAGUUCAUUGACAAAAUGGAAGUCAAGGGUUUGGAUAUGAAGCGUCGUGAAUACUGCAACUUGUCUAAGGAAGUUUCAUCUCAGCUCUUGAAUGAAAUUCUGUCUGGUGAUGAUUCCGAGGCUGUUAUCACCCGAAUUCACGAUUACUUGCGAGAAAUCUCAACAAAAAUGAGGGAAGGAAAUGUGCCUGUUCAAAAGUAUACAAUCUAUACGAAACUUGGAAAAGCGCCCAAAGAUUAUCCCAAUGCCGAUAAUAUGCCUCAAGUUCAAGUUGCUCUACGGGAAUUAGCCAAGGGGAAACAGGUCCGAAAAGAUGAUGUUAUCGCCUACAUCGUAACGGGAGAAGGAAAAACAUCUGAGAAUGCCGCUAAACGCUCGUUCACACCUCAAGAUGUAAUGAAGCGCGAUUCAGGUCUCAAGCCAGACGUUGAAUGGUAUCUUUACAAACAAAUUUUCCCACCCGUUGAGAGAUUGUGCGCAAACAUCUCAGGUACCGAUACAGUACGUCUGGCUGAUUGUCUCGGACUUGAUGCACGCAAAUAUAGCAUCAAUAACAACAACUCGGCAGGCAGUAAUGAAGCAGAAAUCCAUCCCCUCGAAAGUCAAAUUGACGAUUCUGUUCGGUUCAAGGAUUCAACUCGUCUCUCUCUCCGCUGUCGAUCAUGUAAAGCUAUGUUCGGAUUCGAAGGCAUACUCAAUAGUACGGAAAAUUGUUCCCCAUCCGGUAUCAUCUGUCGCUGUGGCACCACUCUCUCGUCUCUUUCCAUCAUGACACAACUCGAACAUCAAAUUCGUCAAGAAACAUGUAAAUAUUAUGAAGGCUGGCUCGUGUGCGAUGAUCAAGCAUGUGGUAAUCGUACCAGACAAAUGAGUGUUUAUGGUCAUAGAUGCUUGGGACCAAAGGGGUUGGCUCAAGGAUGUUUGGGCAAGAUGCGAUAUGAAUACACUGAGAAAAUGAUGUACAAUCAAUUGCUCUACUUUUCUAGUUUAUUUGAUGUGGAUAAGGCGAAGAGUAAUGCCAGGGGUACGGAGAAAGAACUCGUUUCAGCAUUAGCGGAACAUAACCGAGUCAGAUUUGGUACGCUAAAAGGCGUAGUGGAGAGAUAUCUGGAUAAGUGUGGUAGGCAGUGGGUUGCGAUGGAUAGUUUAUUUGGCAAGUUAGGUUUUUCGGCUAUGUGA
This is a messenger RNA of Botrytis porri, 4368 nucleotides long. RefSeq lists its product as uncharacterized. The record is from RefSeq and is a predicted model, not a curated record. Gene Ontology annotation, biological process: leading strand elongation; lagging strand elongation; mitotic DNA replication initiation. The transcript has 6 exons. Gene Ontology annotation, cellular component: alpha DNA polymerase:primase complex. Lineage: Eukaryota; Fungi; Ascomycota; Leotiomycetes; Helotiales; Sclerotiniaceae. Bases 1 to 4368 code for a protein of 1455 amino acids. Gene Ontology annotation, molecular function: chromatin binding; pyrimidine nucleotide binding; purine nucleotide binding.